This is a messenger RNA of Vollenhovia emeryi, 1251 nucleotides long. RefSeq lists its product as uncharacterized. NCBI's taxonomy places the organism in Eukaryota, Metazoa, Arthropoda, Insecta, Hymenoptera, Formicidae. Gene Ontology annotation, biological process: sensory perception of taste. The record is from RefSeq and is a predicted model, not a curated record. The transcript has 6 exons. Gene Ontology annotation, cellular component: membrane. Bases 104 to 910 code for a protein of 268 amino acids.
CUAAUGUUGUGUUCAGAAAUUUCAGAUUUUUAUAGAAAGACUUACCGCUGUGGAUAAUACAUUGGAAGAAUUGGGUACGCCAAAGCAGUAUCACAAGUUGUACAUGUGUGCAAAAGGGUCGUUAAUUGCAUGGUUAAUAUGUUGUCACGUGGGAAAUAUAUGUGACAUGAUGUGGUGGUUCUAUUCGAAAGAUCAUCGGUAUUUGCUUAUACCCUACAUCAUAAAUUAUUAUUACCAUGUCAACUUGUUUGUGGAUAUACUAUUUCUAAUUAUUCUAUGGUAUAUCGGUACCAGGUUUGACAAGGUGAACGAACACUUGGAAUAUCAGUUAGUAAAAGAGGAAUAUAAUUUGAUAUGUUCACGGAGAAAAACCAUACCAAUCUGUACUGACAAUUACAAGCGCGUAUUAUGGACUUCAAUGCAUCUCCAUUUAGAAUUGUAUCAAAUUGCUCGCCAAUUAAAUAUAAUGUUUGGUAUACAAAUAACCAUGGAACUAGUAGCCUAUCUAAUAGUAAUGUUAAGAUUAUGUAAUUACAUUUAUAUACAUAUACAUACGGGAGGUCGUUCCAUAACUUCAACAUUUAAUUGGAUUUGCCUUUGGUACUGGAUAUCUGUACAUGCAGCUAAGAUAAUUUUCUUUAAUUAUAUCUGCGAAACUGUUAGUGAUAAGUCUAGCAAAAUAACAGUAAUUCAUCGAUUGACAGAGCUCUGUCAAUAUGCUGACGUUCACAAUGAGAUUCAUCAAUUUAUGUUACAAAUAAUGCAACAUCCGUUGAAAUUAACAGGACUGGGCCUUUUCUGUUUUGGCGAUAGCUUUCUACGAAAUCUUGUCAUGACAGUUACAACAUUUAUUAUCAUUAUAAUGCAAAUGUCUUCUGUACCGCUGAAUAAAGAAUACAAUUACUUUUAAAAAACUCAAUCAACUUUCGUUAACUAACACAGAAACAUAAAAGACACAUGAAUUGUUCAUAAAAUUUAUUUCUUUUCUAUUAAUAAAUAUUGUAUGUCUACAUUAUUACUAUGAAGUAAUAAUUGUAUAACAAGGUAGUAAUAAUAUACAAGGUGUCCAAAACGUCCGGCAACGACUAAAUAUCUCGAAAAUAAAGCAUUUUAGAGAAAAAUGUUUUAGACUAAAGUUAUAUGGUUUAAAAGGCGUAUGCGCGCACACACACACACACACACACAGAUGUAAAUUGAACCGUGCAACUCCCACGCGGUACACCUGUAUAAUAAUGUAGUAUAAUAAUGUAG